AUGCCGGUGUCAUUUGUUGAGCCUGCUUCAGCAGCAGAACCUUUAGCCAUUGUUGGUCUUGCAACCCGCUUCCCGCAAGAAGCCUAUAACACAGAAAAACUAUGGCAGUUUUUACUGGCGAAGAGAUGUGCCCAUACACCAAUUCCCGAAGACCGGAUGGGCCCAGGACAUUACCAUCCUGAUCCUGAACAUGGCGGUACACAUGCUGUCGCAGGCGGUCACUUUCUUGCCGAAGAUCCAGCAUACUUCGACUCUUCAUUCUUUGGAAUCACAAAAGGCGAAGCCAUGUCACUUGACCCUCAACAACGCGUGGUACUGGAGAAUGUGUACCUUGCUCUUGAAAACAGCGGUUUCACAUUGGAGCAAGUCGCAGGAUCCAAUACUUCAGUUUACGUCUCUGGCUUCAACCACGACCACCUAGCCAUCCUGAACAGCGAUCCAGAGACAACGCUGAGACAUCGCGUCACUGGCCUUACCAACUCGAUGCACAGCAAUCGUGUCUCGUGGUUCUUCGACCUAAAAGGACCAAGUGUAACUAUCGAUACAGCGUGCUCGAGCUCCAUGGCUGCUUUACAUCUUGGUAGCCAGAGUCUACGAACAGGGGAGAGCGAUAUGUCUAUCAUUACUGGAGUAACAAUCCUCAAUUAUCCUGGCGACGUUAACGGCAUGUCGCAUCAAGGCUUCCUCAGUCCCGAUGGUCGGUGUUUUAGUUUCGAUCACCGCGCUAACGGCUUUGCUCGUGGAGAAGGAGCAGGCACAGUAAUUGUAAAGCGUCUUAGCGAUGCCCUUCGUAACGGUGAUACUAUCCGUGCAGUCGUUCGUGGUACAGGUAUCAACCAAGACGGCCGUACUCCAGGCCUGACUCUUCCAAGUAGCGAUGCACAGGAAAGAUUGAUAAGAACCACAUACGCAUCUGCCGGACUAAACUUUGACGAUACCACAUUAGUAGAAGCACAUGGUACUGGCACGAAACAAGGAGACGCGAUUGAAGCCCGCGGAAUUGCACAGGCAUUCAAGUCGAGACGAAAAGAUAAACCGCUUUAUCUAGGUUCAGUAAAAGCGAGUGUAGGCCACUUGGAAGGUGCCGCUGGUGUUGCAGGAAUCAUCAAAAGUGUACUGGCACUAGAAAAUGGUGUCAUUCCGCCACAAGCCAAUUUUGAAAAGGCAAACCCCAAGAUUCCCUUCGAGAAAUGGAAUCUUUCUAUUGCCGAUAAGGCUGUUCCAUGGCCUACGUCAGGUCUCCGCCGAGUGUCAAUUAAUUCUUUCGGCGUAGGAGGAACGAAUGCACAUGCUAUCCUGGAUGAUGCUUACCACUAUCUGAAAGAUCGUGAGUUGACUGGAAAUCACCGCACAGCCAUUACAGCACCUUCCAUAGAGAAGAUUGAUUCUCUGAGCCGGGCUGCGGAAGCUCUUAUAGCCCCUUCUGAGCAGCUCAGCGAAACCCCACACUUGAAUGGAGACGAGAGUGCUCCACAACAGAAUGGGACCCACACACCAUCGAAAACCAACGGCCAUGCUCACGCUGGUAAUGGUGUUGACAAAGCCCAUAAUCUGAGAAGUUGGGUGUCGGCUGAACAUAUUCCAAAGCCUCCUCAACUCAUUGGACUCUCCGCCUUUGAUGAAGCAGGCGUGUCACGGAAUGCCGAAACACAGCUCGCCUUCUUCAAGUCCCGUUCUACAUACCCUCCAUCCUUCUUAAACGACUAUUCUAAUACUUUGAAUCGGCGUUCUCAGUUCAGCUGGCGCAGUUUUCUUCUUGCUGGAGAUGCUUCUGAUAUGGUUGAGGCCCUUCCAAACGUUCAUACAAAAGCUAUCCGAGCCCGCGGACCCAUAUCUAUCGCCUACGUCUUCACGGGUCAAGGAGCUCAAUAUGCAGAGAUGAGCCGAGAACUCUUCGUGUAUCCCGUAUUCCGUGAGAGCAUAACACAAGCAAGUCAGUUCUUUACAUCUUUGGGCGCAACCUGGUCUCUUCUCGACGAACUGUCCCACACAAAAGAACAAAGCAAUGUCAAUGAGCCUUGGUUAUCACAGCCCGCGUGUACAGCCGUCCAGGUGGCAUUAGUAGAUCUGCUAAGGUCAUGGGACGUGAAGCCAUCAAGAGCUGUAGGACACAGUUCCGGAGAGAUAGCUGCAGCCUACGUUUCCGGAAAGCUGACUCGUGAGUCUGCAUGGCGUGUGGCAUACUACCGAGGAGUAGUAUCUGCGAAACAAAGCGAACAAAAGGGCACGAUGCUGGCUGUCGGUUUGUCCGAACAUGAUGCCCGGCCAUAUGUGGACGCUUUGGCUAAGCAAGGGGUUCUGGUGGUCGCCUGCAGCAACAGUCCGAGAAACUGCACUAUCUCCGGGGAUGAGCAUCUGGUCUCAAAACUGCACGACUUGCUACAAGAGAAGGAAAUCUUUGUGAGAAAGUUGACUAUCCAAAAAGCGUACCACUCGCCGCACAUGGACCAUGUUGCGAAAGAGUAUGCCGCACUUCUGGACGGUAUUUCACCGGAUACAUCCAUCUCACCGAAUACCGUGGAAAUGGUCUCAACAGUGACCGGAGCUUUCGUUACCGAAGAACUUCUAGAUGCAGAACACUGGGUCAAAAACUUGGUUUCCCCAGUUCGAUUUUCGGAUGGUUUGACAGCGACAUGUUUCCGAUCCGCACAAAAAGGCCAGGUUUCACUCCGAGUUGAUGCUCAGGGAGGCAACCAUUUUGCGGAUGUUGUGCUGGAACUCGGUCCUCACGGCGCUCUCCAAAGCGCUAUCAAAGAUAUCCUCGCUACUCAGCCCAGCGGGUCAAGUAUAACCUCGUUCCCCGUUUUGAAUCGAUCUAAACCCGGGCCUGAGACGCUGUUAACUGCACUGGGACACAUCUGGUCUCGCGGAUAUCCAAUCAGCCUUCAAAAAGUUAACGAAUGCACUCAGUCUGAGCCAAAUGCCCUACUAACUGACAUACCUGGCUACACGUUCAACCACUCUCAACUCCUCUGGUACGAAAGCCGUCUGAGUCGCAACUACCGGCUCCGCAAAGCGCCUCGCCAUGACCUCUUCGGCGCACCAGUACCAGAUUGGAACAAAGAGCGCCCUCAGUGGAGAAACGUACUUCGACUGAACGAACAGCCCUGGCUGCGUGAUCACAUUGUUACAAACUCCCAUGUCUAUCCGGGUGUGGGUUACCUCAUCAUGGCUAUCGAAGCAAUCCAGCAGAUCGCUGAUGAAGGUCUCGAAAUCACUUCCUUCCGCCUAAGAGACAUAUCUAUCAAACGUGCAAUGAUUGUUCCGGAUAGUAAAGACGGGCUGGAAGUAAUGCUCUCAAUGAACCGGGUGGACGAAUCCAGCAUAACAGUCUCAAACACAUGGCGCCGAUUCCAAAUCUCGUCUUACAAUCCUGCUGGCGAUGACUGGAUCGAGCAUUGUACAGGAUACAUUGCUGUGGAAUAUGCUACAAUCACUGGUCCAGUUGACGAUGGGCUAGAAGCUCGAGAGGAGUCAGCCAGAAGACGCCGAGAAUUACAAGAUGCCGAGCACAAAUGUCAGGCAUCGUUUGACAUGUUCCGUGCGUACGAGAAUAUGGCCACAGUAGGACUUCAAUUUGGCCCAUUGUUCCGCAAUGGGUCAGACGCUAGGGGCACUGGUGAUCAAGGCGGAGCAGUCAUUGGGCGAGUGACAGUGCCGGAUAUCGCAGCGUCAAUGCCCAGGCAGCACGCAUCGCCACAUCUGAUACAUCCUGCUACGUUUGACAGCAUGAUACACUUCGCCCUUGCCGCUAUCAUGGAUCUCUUCGGUGCCACAAGUCUGGAGAACCCGGCAGUUCCAACAUUCAUCAAGGAUGUCUGGCUAUCAGCAGACCUGAACCCGCUGCCUGGCCACAAGUACAAAGUACAUGGUCGAACUGAGCGAGUUGCUUUCGAGAAGUAUGACAACGACGUACUUGUGUGGGACGAGGAAACUGGAGAUGCAAGAAUCUCAGUCACCGGUAUUCGCGCCACACCACUCGACUCUGCCGAUCAGCGAGCAGCAACUAGCAGAGAAUUGUGCCACGAGGUCAAGUGGCCCGUUUAUCUCGAGACAAUCUCUCAAGCAGACUUGGUUCCAGAGGAACGCCCCGUGGGAUCCGACAGUCUGACAGCCGAAUGGGUACACCGGUUGCAACUAGCCACUCUCUGCCUCGUCCACGACGCACUGGACGAGUAUCGAAAAGCCCCCAAGGCUCUCCAAGGUCAUCUUCAAAAUUACUUCAACUGGCUAGAGCAACUCGAACACUGGACGAAAGAAGACAAAAUCUCAUCAGUCCCACGCUCCGACUUCGAAGCCAUUCGUCACAACGACGCCGCCAAAACCAACAUCUAUACCCAAAUUCAAGCCUACAAAGCCGAAGGCCGUCUAGCCUACCGCAUGGGUUCAAACAUAGUUUCCGUUCUCCGCGGCGAAACCGAUCCCCUCCAACUCAUGUUCGGUCAGGACGACAUCCUCGACCAAGUCUACGCCGACCUCGUGCGCCUUGGCGAUCUCCCUGAGCUCCUAUCCAAAUACCUGCACAUCCUCGGUGAAAACCGGACCAACCUACGCGUUCUCGAAGUCGGCGCUGGAACCGGAUCGUCCACCGAAGCUGUGAUCAGGAACCUUGCCCCGGUAUCUGAAGACGGCCAGCUGUUGCAAUCUAGCGUGCUGCAAUACACCUAUACGGAUAUCUCGUCUGCCUUCUUCGAUAAGGCGCGCGAGAAAUUCAAGGCGUGGAAUUCCAUCUUUGAGUACAAGGUGCUACAUGCUGAGAAGGAUGUUGAGAGCCAGGGAUUUCAGGCCGGAACUUACGACGUUGUCGUUGCGCAGAAUGUUAUUCAUGCGACUGAGGAUUUGCAUUCUACGCUGUCAAAUUUGAGGAAGUUGCUUAAGCCUGGUGGACGAAUUUUGAUCCAAGAGGGUAUGAGGCAGGACUACUUCUGGUCAGCACUGGCGUUUGGGCAGCUGAGUGGUUGGUGGCUCUCGAAAGAGGAAACGAGGAAGUGGAGUCCGUUCGCGUCAAAGGACCAGUGGGCAACGAUCUUGAGUGGAGCUGGCUUUGAUGGGGUUGAGUUGGAGUUGAAAGAUGCCCAGAUUGAUGUGUCGCAUACGCAGAGUAUUCUUGUGUCACGUGCUGUUGAGCAGAAUGCGGCGUUGGAAGUGCAAAAGGGCAGAGCUGUUAUCAUUGUACCCGAAUCAUUGGACAAGGAUUUGAUCUCAGGGCUGCAGCAGGAAUUGGAGAAAACACUUCAGAGUGGAAGCAUCUCCAUCGCCUCAAUCCGCGAGCUGAAAGACCAAGAUUUGAGCCAGACUCUAUGCGUCUCACUCCUGGAACUGAACAGCCCUGUUCUCUCCACCCUGACUUCAGAAGAGUACGAAGGCGUCCGAAAGGUACUUACAGAAUGCCACGCCGUUCUCUGGGUCACAGGUGACAUGCUAGAAACCCCCGAAAACAGCAUGGCCCUCGGUCUUAUCCGCACCAUACGAUGGGAACGAGACCUCGACGACGCAAACCUCGUCACCCUAUCCAUCACAAACCCCAAGCCCAACACACCCAACCUUAUCGAAUGUAUAAGCAAGCUCACUACCCUCCAAUUCACUAACCCUCUCCCCAAAGAAGAAAAGCAGGGCGAAUACAUCUUCAAAGCCGGAUCCUUCUUCACCAGCCGCCUCCACUCAAGCACCACGGGAAACCGCUUCCUUGCCUCCCAAUUCAGCACUCCCCAGCCCGUUCCCACAGCCUGGAAAGACGCUGGAAGACCAGUCAAACUAUCCUCUGCCUCACCCGGACAGCUAGAUCGCCUCCAAUGGGUUACCGACCCCGUCUACACCACACCCCUAGACCCCACACACGUCGAGAUCGAAAUCAAAGCCAUGGGCCUCAACUUCCGCGAUCUGAUGAUCGCAAUGGGUGAGCAUAUGGCUUACAGCAUCGGGUGUGAAGCCGCUGGUGUCAUUUCUCGUGUCGGUUCGCAAGUCACUGACGUCGCGGUUGGAGAUCGCGUCACGUACAUCACUGGAUUGGAUCAUGUCGGUUGUUUCCACACAUUUGGGCGGGUGGACCAGUCGGUCGUGACAAAGAUUCCUGAUUCGCUAAGCUUCAGUGAUGCGGCUGGACUACCGGCUGUGUAUGUUACUGUGUUGUAUGCACUGAGAGAUGUGGCGAGGUUGGCAAAGGGGGAGAAGGUGCUGAUUCAUGCUGCGGCGGGAGGUGUAGGACAGGCGUCGAUUAACUAUGCGAAGAGUGUUGGGGCAGAGAUCUUUGCUACUUGUUCGACGCCUGAGAAGAGAGAUGUGAGUAAUGAUUUAUCUAUACAGAGGGAAUUGCUUACUGACUUGAGCUUAGGUGCUCGUGCAAAACUACGGUAUCCCGGAAGAUCACAUUUUCUCGAGUCGAGACUUGAGUUUCGCAAAGGGCAUCCUGCGAGUGACUGGCGGGUAUGGAGUCGAUGUGGUUCUCAAUUCACUUGCUGGAGAUGUACGUGCACCAAAUAUCGCAAAUACUCAUUGAUCCUUUUGGCUGACAAAUUUUCUCAGGCUUUGAGAUGCUCCUGGGAACUUCUCGCACCCUUCGGUCGCUUCAUUGAGAUCGGAAAGAAGGACAUUCAAGCCAAUUCCAGGAUCGAGCUUAGACCUCUUCUGCGAGGCACUUCCAUGACUUGCGUCGACUUGGUUACAAUGAUGAAGUGUCGGCCACAACUAGUCAAGCAGCUCACUGACGACACAGUUCGCCUUUGGAGCGAGGGCGUUGUCAAAACCGCAAAACCAACAACCGUUUCCCCACUUUCGAAGCUGGUUGAAGGCUUUCAGACUCUACAGUCUGGUCGUGGAACUGGUAAGAUGGUGUUCGUCCCACACGAUGACGAUAUUGUCCCGAUCGUGCCGGAGCAGCAAACCCCAUUCUACUUCAAGCCAGACGCAACAUACGUCCUGAGCGGUGGACUGGGAGGAUUGGGACGAAGUAUUGCAAGAUGGAUGGUGAACAGGGGUGCUCGCAACCUAUUGUUCCUAUCGCGCAGUGGCAAGAUCACUCCAGCCGUUGCCGAGAUGGAAAAGCAGCUGGUCGAGCAAAAAUGUCAGGUCCGCAUUGAAAAAUGCGACGUCACUGAUUCAGCCGAUCUUGAGAGGGUCCUGAAGGAAUGCGAGUCAUCUUUGCCACCCAUCAAGGGCGUCAUUCAGGGAGCUAUGCAACUCUCAGACUCCAUCUUCGAAAACAUGACCUACGAAAACUACAUGUCCGCCAUAAACCCCAAAGUACUCGGCUCCUGGAACCUCCACGAGCACCUCCCCAAAGACCUCGACCACUUCGUCCUCCUCUCCUCCGCAACCGGUAUCCUCGGGAACCGAGGCCAGGCCAACUAUGCCGCAGGAAACACCUACCAAGAUGCCCUCGCAGCGUACCGCCGCUCGCAAGGUCUCACAGCCUCCACCAUCGACGUCGGUGCAAUCCUCUCCGUCGGCUACGUCGCCGAAAACUCCUCGCGUGUGGCCAUCAACAAAGGCGUAAGCGUGGAGCUCGAGCAGAUCCGUGAAGAAGAACUACACGCGAUUCUCGAAUACAGCAUCGAUCCACGCCAGAAUCCCCCUGCACAAAUCGUUACAGGUUUGGCUAACAGAGACAAAUACCGGCACAAGGGAAUGCCGACGCCGUCGUUCAUGAGUUUCCCACUGUUUGCUCAUCUGAAUAGUGAGACAUUGACUGGCGCGGCGUCGUCUGAGAGCACCGAGAUUCCUGUCGAGGCCUUGCUUGCUCAGACAAAGACAUUGGAUGAAGCAGCUGACAUCAUUACAGCGGCGGUGAAGGGCAAACUGGCGAGUUUGCUGUCGGUAGCAGCGGCAGAUAUCGAUGAGGACAAGUCGAUAAGCGCAAACGGUAUUGAUUCGCUAGUGGCUAUAGAGUUCAGGACGUUCCUUGCGAGGGAGGUCAAGGCGGAUGUGCCCAUGUUGGAUGUUAUGGGGACUUCGACAAUUAAGGUGUUGUGUAAGAAGAUUGCUACAUUGAGUCGCGCUGUAGAUGUCAAGCAAGACGAGAAGAGUGGUGAAUAG
Molecule: messenger RNA, 8031 nt
Organism: Bipolaris oryzae ATCC 44560
Lineage: Eukaryota; Fungi; Ascomycota; Dothideomycetes; Pleosporales; Pleosporaceae
Exons: 5
Coding region: 1-8031 (2676 amino acids)
Biological process (GO): fatty acid biosynthetic process; secondary metabolite biosynthetic process
Molecular function (GO): fatty acid synthase activity; phosphopantetheine binding; 3-oxoacyl-[acyl-carrier-protein] synthase activity
Source: RefSeq, a predicted model, not a curated record